Cynoglossus semilaevis (tongue sole) is the source of this 1390-nucleotide messenger RNA. RefSeq names its product ATP synthase mitochondrial F1 complex assembly factor 1 (gene atpaf1). Gene Ontology annotation, biological process: mitochondrial proton-transporting ATP synthase complex assembly. The transcript has 9 exons. Gene Ontology annotation, cellular component: mitochondrion. The record is from RefSeq and is a predicted model, not a curated record. The coding region runs from base 24 to 959 and encodes 311 amino acids. Lineage: Eukaryota; Metazoa; Chordata; Actinopteri; Pleuronectiformes; Cynoglossidae.
CGUUCGCUGACGGACUCAUAUAGAUGUGGGACGGGAGCGAUGGAAAAAUGGCAGCCGCUGUUGUACAAAUGUCAUGUUUGUACCGGGGCAUGUUAGCGGUCCGGGCCACAGGCAUCAGGACACUGAUACCUGGGCUCGUCCCUUCACAGUUUCGAGCCUUCUCUGUGCGUAAGGAACCAGAACUGGAGGAGAAUCCGUUUUACAACAAAUACCAGGACAAAAUCCAGAAGCUACGCAGCUCCAAACCACAGGAAUACAAAGUUCGACUUGAGAACCGCCACGAUGCCAAGAAGGAAGUCCUCGGAAACUCGAAGCAGGCAGAGUUUGUCAGGAUCAUGGAACAGGAGUUAGAGAAACGGGACAAGAUGGCCACUGAGGAUGGAACAUCAGGAGGGUUCACCAGGAAUAAGACUCUGAGCUCAAUCUUCAACCUGGAGUUGAUCCAGGACAAAACAGGGGAAGAGAUUGCUGAGCUUUGGAUGAAGUAUUACUCAACCAAGGACACAAUAAGUGCCGUCAUUCCGACACAGAUCUAUGAGACGAUUAUCAGCAGGUCACAGUCCUGUCCAAUGUUCCUCUACGCUUUGCCUCAGAAGGAGGGUUAUGAGUUUUUUCUGGGUCAGUGGUCUGGAAAUGAGCUCCACUUGACGUCCCUCAUCAACGUACAGACAUUAGGUGAAAAUGCUCCCAGUCAGCUGAUCCUCUACCACUACCCAGAACUGAAGGAUAACAAGGGUGUGGUCUUCAUGACUGCCGAGAUGGACCCCAAGUUUAUCACUGUCCACCAGGCUCAAUGCUUGGCCAACCAGGUGCAGCUCUUCUACGGCACACAGAGGCAGGAGACGUUUCAACUGGUGGAGACAUUCAACCACCAACCUGCAGACUUCAAACACAUGAUGGUGAUAGCAGAGCUGGAGCAGAGCGGCCUGGGCCCAGCAGUGUCCCCUCAAGAAUCUUAGUGGACUGAAGUCACUGUCAGGCUGAGGUCACUCUCAGACUGAGGUCACCAUCAGAUCAUCACGUGAACUCUUGUCCUUCUCACACAUCUCCUCUGCUCAUCUCUCUACACUGGGAUUAAUAGAACUUGAUUUUCAUACUGCGUGUGAACUUUUCAUUCACAACUAUUGAAGUAUGAACUGUAGAAAUGUCUGAGGUUUUUUUUUUGUUUAAAUCACACAUUAUUUUUAACAUUUUUUUUCAUCUGCUCUAACAUCUACUUUUAUAUCAGUGAGACCUCUUUAAGUAAAAGUGCAUCAUCAGAAAAUAAAUGUAUAUAUUUAUUUAACACCCAUCAAUGUACUGUCAGAACAGUAUUUCCUGUAGAUAAACUCAAGUAAUGUACAAAAAUGUCAUGCAAAAAGUCCACACCAAUAAAAAGUUUUUAUCCAUA